AAAAAAAAAAAAGGAAAAAAAAAUGAAUGAACGAGAAAGUAAAGAACUAGAAAGGAAAGAGAGAACACAUCCCCGUUAUAGUAAGCGUACGCUAUUGAAGGCUCGGCAGUUUUCGCGCGGAGGUAGUUGGACUUCUUGUUUAGGGGACUAGGCAUAGUUAGCCUUGAUCGUGUCUAGUGUGUCAAUGUGCUCGACAAUGUCGAUUUAUUUUCCCGAGCGAGCCAGCGAGAUUCACGUGAGGGUAUGUGUGUGUGGGCAGUCUGCAGAAACAGGUCAGCGUUAUGAGUAUGAACUUGAGUGCCAAGCUGGACGAGCUGCAGCGGGGUGACCGCCAGCUGGAGACCACCGUCGCCCUCUGCGAGAUCCGCACGCAGCUGCAGGAACUCACCAAGAGCGUAGAGUCUUGCCAGAGCGAGGUCAGCGAGGUCAAACGGGACAUGGUCGCGAUCAAGCACGAACUAGAUACGGUACAGCAGGUGAAAGAAGAAAUAGAGGAAUUACGAGAAUACGUGGAUCGACUAGAAGAACAUUCACAUCGACGGAAACUUAGGCUUUUGGAGCAGAAUAUUGAAAAUUUUAUGAAAGACGUGUACAAGGAUAGGUACGGAGAGGAUAUUUCAGACGAUUCCGUGAAGAAAUUGUAUUCCGUGGCCGUAAGCAUAUUUGCGAUUGGUGGUAUGCUAGGUGGUUUUAGCGGAGGAAUAAUUGCCAACAGAUUUGGCAGAAAGGGGGGCUUACUGCUAAACAACGUGCUGGGCAUCGUGGGGGCGUGCCUGAUGGGUUGUACAAAGAUUGCUCACUCGUACGAAAUGUUAUUCUUUGGACGGUUCAUCAUUGGCGUCAAUUGUGGCUUGAACACCUCGCUGGUUCCCAUGUACAUAUCGGAGAUAGCACCAUUGAACCUGAGAGGCGGCCUAGGCACGGUGAACCAGCUCGCUGUUACGGUGGGCCUCCUGGUCUCCCAGGUGCUGGGCAUCGAGCAAAUCCUUGGAACGAACGAGGGUUGGCCAGUUCUCUUAGGGCUAGCUAUCUGCCCUGCCAUUCUACAGUUACUGCUGCUUCCAGUUUGCCCCGAAUCUCCAAGAUAUUUGCUCAUUACGAAACAGUGGGAGGAAGAAGCCCGUAAAGCUUUGAGGAGGUUGAGAGCCAGUAACCAAGUGGAAGAAGACAUCGAAGAAAUGAGGGCCGAGGAACGAGCUCAACAAGCCGAGUCUAGAAUAUCGAUGACAGAGCUCAUAUGUAGCCCGACAUUGAGAGCGCCUCUCGUUAUCGGUGUGGUUAUGCAACUUUCUCAACAGCUUUCAGGCAUUAACGCCGUAAGUAUUUUUACCGGCCCGUAA
Molecule: messenger RNA, 1340 nt
Organism: Heterotrigona itama
Lineage: Eukaryota; Metazoa; Arthropoda; Insecta; Hymenoptera; Apidae
Source: the annotation of a GenBank genome assembly